AUGUUCCUGGCGCCACAAGACGACGACAACGACAAUGACCUUAUUCGACGCGUCACAGGCGCGCCGAUUAACAAAAACGACUUUGUCACGAGGGCCCCAAAGGAGCCCUUCCGUCUCAAUUUCAUAGAUGCUCUCUGUCUCGUUGUGAACCGAACGAUUGGCACCGGCAUCUUCAGCGGACCACAAGAGGUGAUGAAGGGCGUCAAGAGUCCCGGUCUGGCCAUGCUCAUGUGGGUUCUCGGGUCCAUCUACAGCAUCUCCGGCGCUCACGUCUUCAUCGAAUACGGCCUCAACGUCCCACGCUACGUGAUUGACGGCGUGGAGCAGGCCGUCCCGCGUUCCGGAGGCGAGCUGCACUACUUGUCAUUCGUCUUCCCGAGCCCGAGCUACGGCCAAGGCACCGUCCUGCUGAGCGGCGUCCUCUUUGGCAUCAGCUUCAUCUGCGUGGGCAACAUGGCGAGCAACUGCCUGGACUGCGCCCUGCGUAUCAUGCAGGCCGGCAACCCGACAAAGACGGAGCUGGAAUUGAACAAAGGGGCCAUUUACGGCAUCGCCAUCGUCAUUGCCACCUUGACCUGCUUCAUACACGCCUUUUCCCGACGAGGGGGGAUCCUGCUGAACAACUUUCUCGCCUUUGUCAAAGUUUGCUUUCUGCUCGCGAUUAUUCUUUCCACGUGGAUCAAGGCUGGUGGUUCUGCAGGAAUAUGGGCGUUUCGGAAGGAUUUCGACACCUACGUCGACGUCGAUGCGCAGGUCAGCACGGAUCAAAGCGGCUAUACCCAAGCAUUCUACACGGUUGUCUUCGCCUACUUUGGCUUCUAUCAGCCCACAUAUGUCCUUGGCGAGAUUAAGAAUCCUCGGAAGAAUCUUCCCAAAUCCAUAUGGUGGGGUUUGGGCAUCGUGUCAACUCUCUACUUGGCUGUCAAUGUCUGCUAUAUGAUUGUGGUACCGCCACGGGCGCAGUUGAACAACAACGUAGCCCAAGCCUUCUUUGCGAGAAUCUUCGACGACAGCGUCGCUGCCAAGAGAACCAUCAGUAUCCUCCUCGCCAUCUCGUCCUUUGGCAACAUUGUCGUCUGGACGUUUACCGCCGCACGCAUGAAGCAGGAGAUUGCCAAGAAGUGCUUCAUCCCUUUCGCCAGCUUCUUUGCCAAAAACAAGGACCUCAGCCUCGGUCGACUGCUGCUCUGGCUCGAAGGCAGCAAACACGAUAAACAGAGGAAGAAUCGAAGGUUUGGAUUCCUCGAACCAGCUAAUCACCAAGAGAAAACACCCGUGGGGGCUCUGUGUCUGCACCUCGCGACCUGCGUCAUCCUGAUCUUGACAACCUUUGGCAUGACACCGAGCAAUGCGUAUGUUUUGCUGAGCAGGCUUUUGUGCUACGUUCUUGCCGCGUUCUGUGGAGUCUUUCUUGCCCUUGGUAUUCUCAUCUUGCGCUUCAGGGGUCCACCACAAACAAACCUGGACAGCCCAGAGGGUCCUGGCCAGCCAUCGGCCACAAAGACCUGGGCUGAAAUGACCAGCGAUACAGUCAACCCGAAACUGAGCAUUGUAUGCUCAUUUCUCUACCUCGUGGGGAAUCUUUCCCUAAUCAUCAUGCCUUGGAUUAAACCUCGCUCGCCCGCCGCAGCAGCAGCGAAGCCAGCAGCUUGGUACGUCGUGCCGACAAUUUCCCUGAGCAUCAUCGCAUUCUCUGCCCUGUGGUUCCUAGGUUUCUGUGCUAUCACAGAGUACAGGAGCUACUCGGGCCGGAAGAAAUUUGUAUAUGCGGCGCUCCCCGUAUUCGACUGGGCACACCGGAGCCAGCCUGAGCUGGGGCGGAUUUUGAAGCACGAGACCAUCACGAGACGAUGGGAGGCCACGGAGACGCAUGAGCUGCAAGCGCCCACAACAGCGGCUGAAAAGGGACCGCUACAGGCUGUCUCUGGCAUGGAGAUGCGGCGUGGGACUUUGCAUCGGCGCACAUCCAGCGAGGACUUACAGAAUACCGACUUUGCCUAA
This is a messenger RNA of Emericellopsis atlantica, 2001 nucleotides long. RefSeq names its product amino acid permease-domain-containing protein. The record is from RefSeq and is a predicted model, not a curated record. Gene Ontology annotation, cellular component: membrane. Gene Ontology annotation, molecular function: L-amino acid transmembrane transporter activity. The transcript has 4 exons. Lineage: Eukaryota; Fungi; Ascomycota; Sordariomycetes; Hypocreales; Bionectriaceae. Bases 1 to 2001 code for a protein of 666 amino acids. Gene Ontology annotation, biological process: amino acid transmembrane transport.